Messenger RNA from Equus quagga, 864 nucleotides. RefSeq names its product transmembrane protein 141 (gene TMEM141). The transcript is spliced from 5 exons. NCBI's taxonomy places the organism in Eukaryota, Metazoa, Chordata, Mammalia, Perissodactyla, Equidae. The record is from RefSeq and is a predicted model, not a curated record. The coding region runs from base 104 to 430 and encodes 108 amino acids.
CGCGCUCCCUCCCGCCCUCCGCGCGCUCCCUCCCGCCCUCCGCGCGCUCCCUCCCGCCCUCCGGCCUGUCCUGCGCAGGCCGGCUCUCCGCGACCCGCCGGCCAUGGUGAACUUGGGACUGUCCCGGGUGGACGACGCCGUGGCCGCCAAGCACCCGGGCCUCGGGGAGUAUGCUGCGUGCCAGUCGAACGCUUUCAUGAAGGGCGUUUUCACCUUUGUCACAGGCAGUGGUGUGACUUUCGGCCUGCAGAUGUUCAUUCAGAGGAAGUUUCCGUACCCCUUUCAGUGGAACGUGCUGGUGGCCGUGGUUGCAGGCUCAGUGGCCAGCUACUGGGUGACCCGAGUGGAGUCACAGAAAUGCAGCAACCUCUGGCUCUUCCUGGAGACGGGGCAGCUCCCCAAAGACACAGGCACAGAUCAGCGCAGCUAGCAGAGCUCCAGCCGGGGCGCAGAAGACCUGGGCCGGAGAGUUCUAGAACAUGGCCUGCAGCAUCUCCACACCCCAGGCUGCCCUCCCCCACCACAAAGGCCUUCCACAUACCCUAAGUGCCCCCACCAUGUCCCCUGCACACAAGCACAGGCAGGUGUGCCAGGCCCGUGCAGACCGUCCCUGCCCCAAGCCUGGGCCCUGCCCAGGUCAAGCCAGAAAGGACGGCGGGAAACGUGGUGGAUGCUGAGAGCCGAGAGCAUCAUCCCUGUCUCAUGCACGCAUUUGGGGGCAGCAGCUCUGGGGCGCGUGGUGGAGGGGCUUCUGUACCUUUGGUGCUCUGACACCCCCUUUCUGGGCCCUGCAUCCCCCUCAGUCAGAGGUGACGGCUGCUGCUGGGGGUUGUGGGGGUAAUAAACACCCUGUUCCCACCUGAA